Messenger RNA from Plodia interpunctella (Indianmeal moth), 879 nucleotides. RefSeq lists its product as uncharacterized. The transcript is spliced from 4 exons. Lineage: Eukaryota; Metazoa; Arthropoda; Insecta; Lepidoptera; Pyralidae. The record is from RefSeq and is a predicted model, not a curated record. Bases 164 to 802 code for a protein of 212 amino acids.
UGGCAGAUUCAGAAAUGUCGUAGGUUUUGAUGAACGAUUUAGAAUGUUUCUAAAUCGAAUUAACUAAAUUGUUCAGUGUUUUUAUUCGAUGUUUUUAUGUUUAAAUUAUUAAUCCCAUAUUGUAGUUAAAUAGGUUCGGUGUCAGUAGCCUAGGAUCGGUAACAUGGGGCAGACUGACAAGCCGAAGAAACCUAGAAGGCCUUAUGAAGAAAUCGGGGCCUUUUUCAAUGGAAAUGCGGUAAAAAUAAGAGUGCCAAAGAGCACGUCGAAGCCACCGAAGCUGACGCCGUCGCAGAUGAAGCUGCAGCAGCAAUGCACGUGCGAUGACGACGAGUCUGUCUGCUCCGAGUCCUGCGGCCUGUCCGAAGGUGGAGGUGGUGCUGGGAACAAACUUAAUUUCCAGAUACCUGACGACUUAUGUGAGGGUCUGACCAACCGGAAUGCACUAAACUCAGAACUCACAUAUAGCAAGGGCAAGGAAGAACACGAGAACAUGUGCAACAUCUGCAAUGUGACACCUUCCAAUGCACCUAAAGGGGUCAAAGCCCAAAAAGUCUUGCAUCCUGAUAAAGACGUAUUCGUCCUGAAGAUUGGAAAACAGACUGACGAGCCUAACCGUACAGGCAAUAUAGAGGUGGAAUUGGUUACUCCUCGGGCUCCAGCAAAGCCCAGGCCGGCGACCCACUCGUGCAAGGAGAUCCAGUGCGAGGAGUGCGAUAUCCCGUGCUGCAUGCCGUGCCGUGUGUGCCGUGGAGGCGCGCCCAAGAAGAGGAAGUCGCGCCGCCCUAGAUGUUGCCCAUAAACUAAUGUACCUACGCGUGUUCAUUGAAAAAAAAUCAAAACCUAAGAAAAAUUGAAAAAUAAAUUAUUUUCAUUGCA